GGACUUAAGAUGGCGCCGCGAGGUGAGGUUCUGGAGGUGUGUAAACGGUUGUCCUCCACGCCCCUAGAAAUCCUGUUCUUUCUGAAUGGGUGGUAUUAUGCUACCUAUUUCCUGCUGGAACUCUUCAUAUUUCUGUAUAAAGGUCUCCUGUUACCAUAUCCAACAGCCAACCUAGUACUGGAUGUGGUGAUGCUUCUCCUUUAUCUUGGAAUUGAAGUCAUUCGACUCUUUUUUGGCCAGGGAAAGCAGGCCACUUGGAGGCGACUCCAAAAGCUGUGUCUGACAGGUACAAAGGGAAACCUCUGCCAACGAAAGAUGCCACUUGGUAUUAGCGUGGCCUUGACCUUCCCAUCUGCCAUGAUGGCCUUCUAUUACCUGCUGCUGCAGACCUACGUGCUCCGCCUGGAAGCCAUCAUGAACGGCAUCUUGCUCUUCUUCUGUGGUUCAGAGCUGCUGCUUGAGGUGCUUACCCUGGCUGCUUUCUCCAGUAUGGACAGGAUUUGAAGUACAAAAAUGUCAGCCAGCAGCCCUAAUGGGCUGGCAUCACAUAUACUUCUGGCACUGUAGCCAUACCAGUGGGAAAUGGUGUGGGUCAAGUUGUCCUGGGCAAGGUUGCAGCCUUUUCUCAGCACAGACAUUUGGCCAACAAACCGAUCAUAAAGCCGCUGGGCACCAUCUUCUAAACCAGGACCGUCAGCCCAAGAGACUCUUCUUCACUCCAGUAUGGGGAGGGGCAAGGUCAUUUCCAUCCUGGCCCUUCUCAGAACCAGUUCCCUGCUGACCUCGAGCACUCCUCUUUGAUCAUCGUGGCCAGAGCAUCUUGGGUGGACUAUCUAGGCUUGUUGGGCUUCCGGCAGGACCUGAGCCACAUCCUUCCUGUGCGUGUUGUGCCACACCAGUUCCACACGAGCACGGAGAGCCUCACUAUGGUGCGCUCCCAGGGUGAUGCAAAAGCCUUUCAUCCCAUCCCUCAAAGAUACUAAGCUGCAGAACUUUUUUAGAAGCUCAUAGUGUUAUUUUUCUAUUCUCAUCAUGAAACAAACAUUAUUUUAUAAUAAAUUUGUAUUUUCUGU
Molecule: messenger RNA, 1073 nt
Organism: Choloepus didactylus (southern two-toed sloth)
Lineage: Eukaryota; Metazoa; Chordata; Mammalia; Pilosa; Megalonychidae
Gene: TMEM216
Product: transmembrane protein 216
Exons: 5
Coding region: 10-504 (164 amino acids)
Biological process (GO): non-motile cilium assembly
Cellular component (GO): ciliary transition zone
Source: RefSeq, a predicted model, not a curated record